CUGCGUUUAUAAAUAUAAUAAUACAUGGACAACCAUUCCAGUAGUGGUAUCACGUCUCAUACCAAGCUGGAUGUCAUUAAAUCCGAUACUAUACGACAACGUACCAUACCAAGUCAUCGUUCAGACCAAUCAACUAUACUUUCCUUGGAUCCCAACAUUGAACGACGACUUUUAAGAAAGUUGGACUGGCGUAUUGUACCAUGGAUCUUCAUUCUCUAUUUUCUUUCAGUAGAAGAUCGUGUCAAUGUUGGUUUUUCCUUUACCAUGAAUAAACAACAAGGUCAUGACUUGGCUACUGCGGCACAUCUUACAGCUCGUGAAAAUAAUAUCGGUUUGGGACUCUUUUAUGUUGCUUAUAUCUUCUUUGAAGUACCUUCUAAUUUGAUCAUGGCCAAUGUGAACCCUGCCUACUGGAUUGCGCGAAUCAUGAUUACUUGGAGCAUUGUUACAUGUUGUAUGGCUGCUAUUUCUCAAGCUUGGCAUUUCUACUUAUUACGAUUCUUGCUAGGUGUCUUUGAAGCUGGAUUUUGGCCUGCUUAUUAUACUACAUUAUGGUAUAGACCUGAAGAAAUCUCGUCCCGUAUUGGUAUCAUGUAUCUAGCUGGACCAGCAUCAGGUGCUUUUGGUGGACUUAUAUCGGCAGGAAUUCAAUUAAUCGAUAUGCGAGGUAAUCUGUAUGGAUGGCAAUGGUUAUUUUUGAUCUCUGGGCUACUAUCAUUGGUUUUUGGAUUCGCCACCUUGUUUGUACUACCUUCCAAACCAGAUCAAUCAAAAGGAUUUUUAACCGAAGAAGAAACACGGAUGGUACAACAACGGAUUGACAAAGGACAUCAGGAUAUGUUGGAGAACGAUAAUAAUAAUGGCAAGACAAGCAAGAAAACAGUGGUGAUGCGUGAUUUGAGGAAUCUUCGAACUCAAUUGAUGGAUUAUAAAGUAUGGUUGUUUUGUGUGUUAUACUUUACUCCUGUAAUGGCGGCCACCUCACUUGGUUACUUUUUACCAAAAAUUGUUCAACAAAUUGGUACUUAUGAUUCGAUUCAAGUUAGUUUGAUGAGUAUCCCUCCCUAUGUAUUUGGUGGCCUCAUGGUGCUUAUUGUGACUCGAUUAAGUGACAGAUGCAAGGAUCGCGGAUGGUUUAUCAUUGGUAUGUGCUUGACUUCGUUUACUGGUUUUGUUAUCCUUAGCUUUACUAAAUCUGUGGGUACAAGGUAUUUUGGUUUGAUGGUUGUGGCUGGUGGAACUUAUCCUACAGUACCUUUGAGUAUGGCAUGGACAGCAAAUUCCAAAGAAGAUGCCGUGGCAGUAGCAUCAGCAACAGGAAUUGUAUCAUCGGUGGCCAACGUGGGUGCUUUGAUAUGUACAUUCGCACUUUAUUCUGGAUGGGAAGCCGAUGCUCCAAAUUAUAUGGGUUCAAAUAUGGUUGUUGGCGGUGCUAUGUUAUUAGCUGCAGUUUGUGCUGUGGUGCUCAAAUUUCGACUGAAACAACUGAAUAAAAUGAUUGACACAGGAACCAAGGUUGGAAAUGGUGGAAGAGAUUAUCGAUACCUUUUGUAGUUUUAUAUAUAUAUAUGUAUAUAUAUUUUAUUUUAUUUUUUAGUGUAAUUCUGUUAUUGAUGAUAUGUAAUAAAUAUGUUCCUU
Halteromyces radiatus is the source of this 1638-nucleotide messenger RNA. RefSeq names its product major facilitator superfamily domain-containing protein. The transcript is spliced from 6 exons. The coding region runs from base 25 to 1554 and encodes 509 amino acids. The record is from RefSeq and is a predicted model, not a curated record. Gene Ontology annotation, molecular function: dethiobiotin transmembrane transporter activity; solute:proton symporter activity; biotin transmembrane transporter activity. Lineage: Eukaryota; Fungi; Mucoromycota; Mucoromycetes; Mucorales; Cunninghamellaceae. Gene Ontology annotation, cellular component: membrane. Gene Ontology annotation, biological process: biotin import across plasma membrane.